AUGAGUGUAUCGUCGGCGUUUGAAACGGUCGCAAGUGAAUUGACCCUGUUUGCAUUUUCGGAACGGACGACCCAAUUCGUGGAUGAAUACAGAUUAUAGUCAGCUCAGCAGAAUGACCAUGGACGUCCACCAUCACCGAAACGUGACGACCGCGUCGUCGUCACCAUCGUCGCGGUACUCAUCGCCCACGGAUACCGAGAUGGCGCAGCAGGUGACGUCCCUGCCCGCGGCAGCGCUGCACCAGAGACCGCAGAAGCGCAGUUUCGACGUGGCGUUUCUGAUGGCACCGGACGACCUGAGCAAACGACGGCCGCGACCACUGCCGCCGUCCGCGGCCGCGCCACCCGUAGCCCGGUCGGCAUUCACCAAAGUGAUCUCUCCGGACCCACCGUUGGCCCUGUCGCCCGCCUCGUCACCGGCCACACCGCCGCUAGUCGAGUUCGGUACCUACUUGCACCAGCAGCAUCAGCAACAGCACGAGUGCAGCCUCAGCCCUCCCCUGCCGCCGGCCGCGGCGCAUUUUAUGUCACCGUUCCCGUUAGGUUUCCGUUCACCGUUCGCCAUGAUGAUGCCGCCGAGGACGCAACCCACCGCGGUCGGCUGCAAGGACUACCCGUCAACGUUGCAACCGCUGCACCAACAUCACCAACAACAUCAACAGCAGCAGCACCAGCAGCACCAACAGCAACAGCAACAGCAGCAGCAGCAUCAGCAAUCGUUGCCUUCGCCAUCUCCACUGCAGUUCGGGCCAGCGGCCGCCGCCGCGGUAGCCGCUCUGCCGGCAAUGCUGCUGCCCGCGUCUAUCGCCGCGGCCGCGCUCACCUUGCCGUCGCAGAACGUGUGUGCCAAGUGCAACGUGAGCUUUCGCAUGACGUCCGACCUGGUGUACCACAUGCGUUCGCACCACAAGGGCGACGGUGCCGGUGGUGGCAGCGGGGGUUUGGGUGGUCUGGGCGGCGCAGGCGUCGGGAGCUCGGGCGGCGGCGCGGACGCCAAGAAGCGCCGGGACAUGGACAAGCUUCGGUGUCCGGUGUGCGACGAGAGCUUUCGCGAACGGCACCACCUGACACGGCACAUGACCGCGCACCAGGAUAAGGAAGGCGAUCGGCUGGACGACGAGGACGACGUGCCGGUCCAGCACCACCAGCAGCAGCAGCAGGGCGCCAAAUGACGUAAGGCGGCCGCGGGUGGCCGCAGGCGCACCGCCUCGUACGCGCGGCUCGCGGACGACCGCCACAUCUGAGCGUCCAAACUCCCACCCCCAUCCGCCACAAGCAGAUCCACGUGUGCAUCAUGUCUCAUCACCAUGUGUUGUCGUUGUCACUACGUUCGUGUGGUCGGAGUUCGACGGAUUACUGACGAGUGAGUAAAAGACGAAAAUCCUUUACAGCGCAUUCUUCUCGCAACAAAGAUCUCUACGCCAAGAAAACACAACUAUAGAUUUGACCAACCCGGUUUGUUUUAGUUGAUUUUUAUUAUUUUUUUGUUUUUUCUUUCUGUUUUUUACUUAUCGUAUACAUACAUAUUAUAAUAUAUCACUUUAUAAACAUACUACGUAGGUAUACGACACUGUUCACCGGAGUUUAGAUUAAUAUUAUAUAUAUAUAUAUAUAUACACAUAACCUUCGGUUUUACUAUGUGACGAGCGAGUUACAUUCUAAACUUUUAGUGCGAAAAUUAUUAAAAUUAUACUUAAGAAAUAUAAACUGUACGGAACGUAGCCCGUUUUUAGUUUAACGCAAUAAUGUAAAAUAUACUACAAAACAUUCUAUUAUAUUCCAGGUUCAAAUAAUGUUAGUUAAGUAAGGUACUUUUUACGUAUUUUCAUGUAUUCUCGAUCGGUUGUUUCACGACGAUUUAAACUUAUCUUUAUGUAUAUAUUCUUAAGUGUACAGCAGUUUCCUUUGGCAAAUUUAUUAAAUUAUACAAUUGUUAACAGUUUAACACGAGUUACGCUACAACUUGCAAAGAUAUAUUCAUUCAAUCGGUCUUGAAAAAACCUAGUCUAAAGCGGUCAUAAUUUUCAAUUACUAUACACGGGCAAUAUUUUUUUUUCAACUUAAAUCCGAUUUGGGUUGCUCUUGUCAUUUUUUUUUCAUGCGUGCACUUUACCCUCUAAUGUGAAAACAAGGGUGACCAUUAGGGUCGACAAAAAUGACAAAUGUCCAUACAAAUCAUAGCCGAAUACGAGUAAUAAUUAACCAUGUCCGUGUAUGGAGGGGGGUCUAGAAUUUAAUUUUGUAAUGGGGUCCGAUAAAUAGAUUAAAAUAUCUCUUUGUCCUUAAUAAAUAUUGUCAUGUGAUCGCUUUUAGUAUGAUUCUAAUAUUGAAAUUAAAUGGACCGAAAUCGAAUGAUAACGUUUUUAAAAUUCAUCUGUACGUAGGGGGUCACCUAUUCACACAUUAUUUUUACGACGUAUUGUUUAGAAAUAUCACGAAUGCCAGGCAAUAUUUAUUAUUCUAUGUAUUCUACCAUGAAUAUUACCAAUCGAUCGCCAAUCGGUAAAUUAUCAGUUUAAACGAUUGUUGAUACAUUUAUGUACUUAUAAUAUAAAUGUCUCGAUGAUUCUUGUAGACUCUAUAUCAUGUCUUUAGAUAUAAAUAAACUAGACGUCAUUGAAACACGAAUCAUUUUAAUAAACUUAAUAAAAAAUAAUAAUAAUAGUG
Molecule: messenger RNA, 2666 nt
Organism: Sipha flava (yellow sugarcane aphid)
Lineage: Eukaryota; Metazoa; Arthropoda; Insecta; Hemiptera; Aphididae
Product: box A-binding factor
Exons: 2
Coding region: 83-1171 (362 amino acids)
Biological process (GO): regulation of DNA-templated transcription
Cellular component (GO): nucleus
Source: RefSeq, a predicted model, not a curated record